This is a messenger RNA of Effrenium voratum, 1358 nucleotides long. The record is from the annotation of a GenBank genome assembly. Lineage: Eukaryota; Dinophyceae; Suessiales; Symbiodiniaceae.
GUGCGAGGUCCGCUCCGUGGCGAAGCCGCUGCCAUGCCAGGGCGCGCUGGCGGCGCUGAUGCUAUCCCAGCUUGGGCCCAUCGUGCUGGAGAAUCGGCUGCACUUCCCGCAGGGUGCGCUGACCACCAGCAUGCUCGGCAGGCCGAACCAAGACUUCAGCAUGCCACAGGGCAGUGCUAGACCCCAAGGGUCCCAAGGAAGCUUUGCGGGUAGCACUGCCAGUGCGAGCAGUGAUGAGUACAACCGCAUCCUGGGGGACUUGGACUCCACUUCCGUCAGCAACGAUGGCAGCCUGGAGUCGGACUCGCAAGCCAGUGGCACGGGGCGGAUCCUGCAGCCGUCGGAUGAUGGCCAGAGCUCCACUGGUUCAGGUCCUCCUUUGCGGGCGCUGGCUGACCUGGACAUGGAGUCCGAGACCUCCAGUGUGGCCAGCGGUUUGGACGUGGACGGGCCUCGCAUCCUCGCGGCAUCCGACACGUCAGACGGGGGUUCCAGCGAUUCGGCCUCCUCUGCGGGAGGCGGUUCCUUUGCCCUGCCCCCCUCCUUGUGGUCUGGGGUGACCUACUCAGCUGCUUCUUCAGCCUCCUCGGUCACAGAGGACAUGCUGACCCAUCGGCGUCCACUCUUCGAGGGGUACGCGCAUGCUUUACGACCCCUGUUCAUGACCAGGGGCGACAUUACACACUUGCUGUCCAAGUUCCCGCAGCAGGUUCUACUUGGGGGCGCGGGCUGCGGCCGGCAGUUUGCGGCGCACCGCGAACUUUUGGAAGAGCUCUUCGGAUCGUUGGUGGUUUGGGUGAAGCAACCCGAGCGUCGGGGAAGGAUCCGACUAGCCUUUGGCUCUACCUUCAGAUAUGCUGAGGAGCCAUACAUGCUGGGCAGUGUCAUGACAACCCUGCAGUUUGUGGGCGACGGUGUCCAGCGCACAGGCAAUGAGGUGUGCCCUGUGGUGCCAGAAGAGAACGAAGAGGAGGAGUGGGCAGCGUCCGAGUGCGCUGCCUCUCAGGCCAAGGAUGUAUCGACUCCUGAGCAGGACGUUUUGGAGUUUGAGGAGGUCAACGUGCCUCUCACCGAGGUUUCCUCUAGGGAGCUCUUCUUGGCUGAGCUCCUGCAGAGUGACCAGUGUCAACUGCUUGCAUCACUCUCGCAGGGCUCCCACUCGAAGUACGGGCACCGAGCUCUGCGGCGCCGGCGCCGCACCUUGAGACAUGUCAAAGAAGCGACGCAGCUUCUCCUCAGUGUGGCGUGCACUCUGAUUGCUGUUGCUUGGAAUUUUGGGCUGGGGUCGGGCUCCGAUAGCCGACACAAUUGCGGAGAUUUCCUGCUGGCAGGGCGCUUUGCUGAGGUCUACUAAUUCC